Kwoniella shivajii is the source of this 5973-nucleotide messenger RNA. RefSeq lists its product as uncharacterized. Gene Ontology annotation, cellular component: cytoplasm; nucleus; TSC1-TSC2 complex. Gene Ontology annotation, molecular function: GTPase activator activity. Lineage: Eukaryota; Fungi; Basidiomycota; Tremellomycetes; Tremellales; Cryptococcaceae. The coding region runs from base 1 to 5973 and encodes 1990 amino acids. Gene Ontology annotation, biological process: regulation of small GTPase mediated signal transduction; positive regulation of GTPase activity; negative regulation of TOR signaling. The transcript is spliced from 5 exons. The record is from RefSeq and is a predicted model, not a curated record.
AUGAACGAGUUCAAUAGUAACAGAAAAGAUCGACCGGCUCUCAUAGCUUCAAAUAACAGUUCAACUCCUUCAUUAAGCAGCGGAUCAAGAUUCCUCUCUAGAAGAGUAUGGGGUAGAGCAAGCGCUACAACUAAAACUUCAACUGGUCAAGAUGAUCUAUCCUCGAUAAACUCACCAUCAUCUUCAAACUCAAAUUCAAACUCAAACUCAAAUUCAAAUUCUACUAUCAUACCUAAUAGAAAAGAUUCGUCGGAUGAUAUCAGUAAAACCCCAACUCCAACGUUUCAUUUGGAAGAAACUAUACAUUUGAUAAAUACUGAAUCAUCAAUCUCGACUCCAGAAUUGAUUGAACUUGUAAAAGCUACUUCAAUUUAUAUAACGAAUAUACAACAAGAUGAAAAGGAAAAGGAAAAAGACAAGAAAGAUGAUAUAUUUGGUGGUACAUCAAACUCAACUCCCACUGCUGAAGUCACAGGAAACAUUCCAGAUGAUAAAGAUAAGAUUUCGACUUCUAUCUCUACCGAAGACGUGAGAACAUUGUAUACAAGAGCUAUCUCAUUUUCCGAUAGAAGAACAGAAGUAUCACUUCGUAUAGCUGGAAUAAGGUUAUUGACUUCACUAAUGUCAUACUGUCCUCCUCCAAGGUAUAUAUCUGAAGAAUCGAAAAUACCUUUACCUGAUACGAUAACUAUUAGAACAAUGUAUAACCUCGUGACCGGAUCAAGUGAUGUAUCGGGAGAAGCAAAGGUCGAUCUGGUAGGAGCUCAAGUUGUCGCUCUGAACGUUUUGACUAGGAAUGGAUUCGAAGUGGAAGGACUCGCUGGGUUGAUAGGUUGGUCGAUGAGAAUGUUAGAGGAAAUCAAAUCGGAUUGGUCGAAAUGGUGCGAGAUGAAAAUUCUUGGUGGUAACGAUCUCAUCCAUAGACCGACGAGACUAAAACCAUUCGAGCCCAUCAUCCCUUAUACACCAUUAGAGGCCGCUUCAUCGAUCAUCGAUCUCGUCCAUGCCGUCUCUGACAACUUUAUAGACCUUUUUGAUCCGACAACAGAUAUCUCACGAAUCAUCCGACCGAUCUUCGCGUUUAUCAAUAAAGGUAUCGUCGCUUCCACCCCUCCCAACGAUUUGACAGGAUUGAACAUUUCGCACGGUCAUGUACCACCUCCGAACCCUUUGAGAAGAGAAUCGGUCUCUGCGGUAACGUCCUUCAAUUCUCCGAUUCCCACUGGUCAUACUGGACCUAUCUUAGAAUCAACCAUACGAAGAUCAGCUUCAAUCACAAGACGUAAAGAUAAUGUACCUUCUGCUUUCAGUACACCAUCGUCUUCACGCUUUGUUAGACAUUCGACUAUAACUUCUCCACAAUCCAUGACCUCAGCGGCUCAAUCGCCUUCACCUCAAUUUCCAUCAUCGCCCAUGCCAAAAUGGCUGUAUAUCUUACCUUCAGCUUGUGAUCUACUUGAAGUUUUCAUAGACAAUGCUGUUUUACCUCAAGAUCUUUUCAUCGACAUUAUGAGAUUCGCUUGUGUUUGUGUAGCAUGUGAUGACGAAUCAGGAUUAGCUACAGAUGCUGGUCAAGUACCGGUCCACAAAUUACUGGCUGUAAUGUUCAGAUCAAAUAAUGGAAGAAGAGGUGAAUUAGCUCUUAGGAUCAUAAUGGAACAAGCAGUUGGAGAUAACUUUAGAAGAAUCUAUGAUGGUUUAGGUGAUGCCGAUUGUAGAGUCGUUCAAGGAGCGGUCUACAUCACCAGAAGUCUUUUGCUACACCUGGACGAUCCAUCACCGAAUCCUGCUACUCUUCCUUCCGCCUCUCUUUCAACUCUUUCAUCAUCCCUUAUAGCCGCUUUGUCGACUACCCGGUUCACGAAACCUGAAGAAAGGUCCGAACGCAUAAAAUGGGAACCUGUAGACUACGCCGUUCUUACGCUUUUACAGGAUUACCUACAUCGCUUGGAACAAGGGUCAAGUAAAGAAGCGACAAAACCUGAUAUAUGGAUGGAAGGACAAGCUGCUUGUGACAUAUUGAAAGCACUAUGGCCCGCCGCCGUUCCCAACCGUAUCACCGGACUGGCAUUACAUUUACCCGAAGAGCAAUCGACUUUCUCUGCCAUCUUCGACACGGUGCUACACCAAUUACCGUCUGCUAUUGAGAAACUCUACCCAUCAGGUGCCAGCGCCCCUUCCCCUUUCUACCACCCUAAAUACAUUGAAUUGCUGUUUCACUUUGGUGACCGUAUGACGGAAGACGACGCUGCCGUUAUACUGGACUACUAUCAACGUGAAGGACUAUGUCUACCAAUGGUAGAAGGAUGGAUUGCCAAUACGUGGAAAUUAAUCGAAACUUUUUACGAGUCAUCGUUGAAUUUAGCUGGAGCAAAACAGAAACUCGCCAUGAUACUUUUCAAGGAUAUAUAUCCCUCAACCGAAGAUAUGUCUGAACCUCGAAAUGAAUUUGUCGAUGGUGUUCUGAUACCUUUCCUUGAUAAAGUUCUAUUGAAACAAACUGAAGAUUGGUUCCGACAAGAAGCGUUGGCUGUAAUGAUACGAGCUGCAGUUGCAGAAACAAUGGAGAAAGAUGAAGAAAGGCGUAGGGUAAGAGCUUCGAAAAAUGACAGUGAAGUGGAAGAAGAAGAUGCCUCAACUUUACCAAGUCAAGAAGUUAAAGAAGCCGCCGCUGGAGGAAGUUUUCAUUCUAUCCGAAAUUUGAUUAUCACCCUCGCGUCAACAGCUUGGUGCAAGGAAGAUGAUCAUGCUCAUCGAUCAAUUCCAGAGAGGAGAAGACCAAUGCAUCCACAAGCAAGAGACUCAACCACUUCAACAAAUUCAAAUACGAAUGCGAAUACCAAUUCAUCAGCUUUAAAAGGUCUGAUGAAUGUGCUCUCCCCACCGACGAGGACGAAAGAUCUACCUUCUGUCGCACCUUCAAUAGCAAGUACAGAUGAUGUGAUCCCAAGACCAUCAUCAUCUACCCAAAAUCAUAGUAGUCAUCGUAUCCCUCAUAUGGAUUGUCAAUCGCUCAGUGCUGUUUCAGCUUUGAUCAAGAUUUUCAACGAUCUGACUUUUUCACCUCCACAUUCAUUCUCAUCAACAGCUAAAGCAGCUCGUACACCCGCUUCAUCACGUUGUAUUGCGAUUUACAGAGAUUUACUUGGUCUACUCUACCCUUUCACUGAUCAUGCAAGUACAGGUGAUCAAACUCCUACUUCGAGAAUAGCAGCUGUUCCAGCAAGAUGUCCGAGAGCAAGAGUUGCUAUACUACAAUGGUUAUUACGUCUAAGAGCUGAUCCGAAACAUCGGAUAUAUCUAAGAACAAAUUUGGAUACGGCAUGUAAACCAUAUGCGGAUACUUUGUUCAGAACUCAAGAUGCUGUAGAGGCUCAAAGAACCAAAAUGCUAAAUGAUGCUGAAGAAGCUAGAGCAAGAGCAGAUAGAAGAUCACAAUCUCAACAGCAACUCAUGUCCAAUACUCGAGAAUCAGUCAGGGACAGACCAUCAACGACCACGAGAAGUAGAUCUAGAUCCAGACCUCCAAUCGAGCAGGUUACCAACACAGGAGAGACUUUUGCCCCUUUGUGGUCAAUCCCUGAAACAUUAGCUUUCGAGAUGCCGACAGACAGUUUGCCAUCUGAAGGUCUAUUAACGUAUGAUCCGAAUCAUCCCUCAUUGAGAGUCAAAGACGCUCCUCCGGUCGAAGGCGUCUGGUUACCGGUUUCAGAAUACGUUCGAGCUCUUAACGGUAUCUUGCGACACGAAACGAAUUGGGAACUUGUAUCGUAUGUCUUGUGCUUCUUGCCAUCACAAUUAGGAAACAAAUUGUUCUUCCGAGGGGGAAGAGCUACAACAGAAGUAAAAGCUUUAUUGAAAGCUUUGAUCGAUAUUAUACCUCAAGAUGAUCGCAUUGAAAGAAGAUGUAAAUUUCAAACAUUCAUUAAACGACCAAAUGUCAAUUCAGCUGUAUAUCAGUCUUUAUCGAUAUUGAUUGCUUAUCGAGAUGUUCUGGACCCACACGAGUGUGAUUCCUUAAUCGCAGCAUUCGAAAUGUGUCUAGAGUCGAAUACAGUUGUGGCAAAACCUUGUAUUCAAGCUUUGACACUAUCAAUAUUUGAAUUGGAACAACAUUUAGGUAAAAGACUAUUAUCGAUAAUUGGGAAAUUAAGAGAUAUCAAUUUCACAUCGGGAAUAGCUGUUCAUCUAUUAGAAUUCUUAUUGGCAUUAGGAGAUAAAGGUAACCUAUUCAAGAAUUUCACUGAUGCUCAUUACAAAGAUGUUUUCACUCUAGUCAUUGACUAUAUAGCAGAACACAAUGCCAGAUCGGAUCAAUCACCUGAUUUGGAAAUUUCAUCAGCAAGAGAAAACUAUACUUUAUCGCAACAUGUUAUUGGAUUAGCAUAUCAUGCUAUAUACGUUUGGUUCAUGGCUUUGAAACUUUCAAUAAGACCUGAUUUAGUCAAGCAUAUCAUAACGAAAUUAUUACAAUCAAGAUCUAAACGAGUUGUUGUGGAUGAAAUGGCUGAAGUUUGUUUAGAUUGGUUAGCGAGAUAUACUUAUGGAAACGCAGAUCCAAAACCUGCUACUUCAUUCUUAUCCGAAAUGGUACUAUCAAGAUCAAGUGCCGAUUCAAAUACAGAUACAAUUACAAACACAAAUUCGAACACGAAUUCAAACUCAGCCCCAAGUGGUAGUCAUGAUGCAGAAAAACCAAAAACUCAAUCUUGGUUAUUAGGUGGUUGUAUAAUCACUAUAACAUCAAAUUCAAGAACGGGUUGGGCAACUAUAACUUCAACCAGACCUACAGGUGCCACUGAGAUUAUUGCAAAACUUGAGAAUGUACCUUUACUCAAUUUGGGUGAGACAAAUGCAGAUUUAAUCAGUCUUCCUGCUGUCCUUAUGAGCAAUAGAGGUUUGAUAAUGGAUGCUCAAGCUUCGAAAGAUGAGGCAACUGAGAUUGUUAGACAACAACCAACGACGCCAACACUAGAAGAACCCGACCCAUCUGCUCAACAUGGUUAUAUUUGGUCAGGAGCGACACCUUCGCAAAGACGGAAAGAUGUGUCCAUCGAUCCUGCUUAUUUAGCCGUGGAACUACUUUCUUCGUAUCCCAAUGCCAAUCUGGAAACACCAAGAGGCCGACUAAUACCUAAUGAAGAAAAGUAUUUAAGGGCCCUGCGCAACAUCGAGAUGACACCUGUUAUUGAUGCGUUAAAAUUAGGAGUUUUAUAUGUUGGUCGAGGACAAACCACUGAAACUGAAAUAUUGGGAAAUAUCGAUGGGUCAUCUUUGUAUCUUGACUUCCUUGCUGGGUUAGGGAGACUAAUCAGACUAAAAGGACAAGUCGACGUAUUCGUGGGUGGACUCAAUAGAGAAGAUGAUUCAGAUGGUGAAUACGCCUAUGCCUGGUGGGAUGAUUUGACUCAAACUGUAUUCCACACCACGACGAUGAUGCCGAAUUCACCUAACGAUCCGACGUUCUCCAGAAAGAAAAGAUUGAUAGGAAACGAUUAUGUCAAGAUAAUCUAUAAUGAUUCAGGACAAGAUUUCAAAUUUGAUACGAUAUCAACAUCAUUCAAUUUCAUCAAUAUAGUGAUAUCACCACAUACCACACCUGAAUCGCAUGGACCUCAACCUCAAAUAACAGUAUUGCCGACUGAUCCAUGGGCUGUUUGGGGUAGAGAUGAUUAUUUCAAAGUGAUCAUUCAAAAGAUUAAUGGUAUACCAGAUUUCUCACCUAUCGGUGAACAGAAGAUUGUAUCAAAACAGACUUUACCUUUUUUCGUCAGGCAUGUUGCACAUCUAGCAAAUGAUAUGGCAGUCAGAUACACUCAUAUUAGAGAUGCUAAAAACCCAGAACAGGCAGAAUAUAUCACCUCUUGGAGAAGUAGAUUAAGAGCUAUGAAUCGAUUGAGAUCUACCCUACCACAAGUGGAAACAGUCGAUCCGAAUGACGAAGCUAAGAAAGAAGAAUUAUUAAGAGAGUGA